GUAAUUUCGUGUUAUCAUCAUCAUCGUCAUCAUCGGCACUUGCCCUGUCAGACAACGGUGAGGGCUGAAACUCCACGAGGUCUGCACUGACAGACAGAGCCGUAAUGUGAAGCAUGGCCGGGGAAGGUGAAAAGAAGCCAGUGCUGGAGAUGGUCCAGGCUGAUGGGGCUGAUGAGGGCUGUGUGACAUUUGUGCUGCAUGAUGAAGACCAUACCCUGGGCAACUCCCUCAGAUAUAUGAUCAUGAAGACUGUGGAUGUGGAGUUUUGCGGCUACACCAUUACCCAUCCAUCUGAGAGCAAGAUCAACUUUCGCAUUCAGACACGAGGGGGAGUUCCAGCUGCAGAGCCGCUGCGGAGGGGCCUGAAUGAGCUCAGUGAUGUUUGUCAACAUGUUCUCAACACCUUUCAGGCAAGAGUUAGUGAGUUCAAAGAGAGGCAGGAGCAACCCAUGGAAUGAAGAGCAUCAAAUAUCUGUGACUAUGAAGCUGUUAGAACUGUAAAAAUGUUAUCUUUAUAUUUCCCUUUUUAUAUAUCUACUAGUUAGUGUUAGCAAUUAGUGUUAGUUUGAUCAUGUCACAUUCAAACAUUUGUACAGUGUUUUUUGCAUUAUGUUGGAAUUGGUGUAUGAUGGAUCAUAAAUGUGUAUGAUAAAUGUGACUUUUGUUUGUCCUUAAUUUUUUGAACAAUUAGAAAAAUAAAUUUACAACAUUAAACUAAUUCGACAAAGA
Messenger RNA from Micropterus salmoides (largemouth bass), 729 nucleotides. It is a transcript of the gene polr1d, whose product is annotated as RNA polymerase I and III subunit D. The transcript has 5 exons. Lineage: Eukaryota; Metazoa; Chordata; Actinopteri; Centrarchiformes; Centrarchidae. Gene Ontology annotation, molecular function: DNA binding; protein dimerization activity; DNA-directed RNA polymerase activity. Gene Ontology annotation, cellular component: RNA polymerase III complex; RNA polymerase I complex. Gene Ontology annotation, biological process: DNA-templated transcription. Bases 114 to 458 code for a protein of 114 amino acids. The record is from RefSeq and is a predicted model, not a curated record.